This is a messenger RNA of Colletotrichum abscissum, 1752 nucleotides long. Its product is annotated as siderophore iron transporter mirB. The transcript has 6 exons. Gene Ontology annotation, biological process: transmembrane transport. Gene Ontology annotation, cellular component: plasma membrane. NCBI's taxonomy places the organism in Eukaryota, Fungi, Ascomycota, Sordariomycetes, Glomerellales, Glomerellaceae. The record is from RefSeq and is a predicted model, not a curated record. Gene Ontology annotation, molecular function: transmembrane transporter activity. The coding region runs from base 1 to 1752 and encodes 583 amino acids.
AUGAGCUCCCCUUUCGUCCAGCAGGCCGCAGCCGAGAGCCAGACUCAGAGCCUCGACGAAAAGACACCAGGCAAGACCACGACGGAGAUCAGCUCUGACAAUGAUGUCGAGAGCGAGAAAGAGGAGGCCCAGAAUGGUGUCAAGAAGAUCCAGGCUAUCACCACGGCUUGGACCUGGAGAGCCCUCAUCUUUACCUACAUCUUGAUCUGGGUGACGUCUUACACCCAUUCAAUGCAACAGCAGAUGAACAGCAACCUCGGGCCCUACGUUACUUCAUCGUUCCGCCGUCACGGCCUAACCGCCACCACCGGUAUCGUCUCAGGCCUGGCUAGCGGUGUCUCGCAGUUGCCCCUCGCCAAGAUCCUCAACAUCUUUGGUCGCAUGGAAGGCUACAUGUUGGCCCAUCUCCUCUGCUGUUUCGGUCUGAUCUUGAUGGCUGUCUGCCGCAACGUGGAGACCUACGCCGCUGCACAGGUCUUUUGGGCUGUUGGAAGUGGUGGUAUUGGCUACAUCCACACUGUCCUCAUCUCCGACACCACGUCUAUCCGGAACCGAAUGAUUAUCUACACGCUCAACUCGACCGCGUACAUUGCCAAUGCAUUCGCCGGACCUAUUGUUGCGCAGCUGUUCAACGACCAUAGCAGCUUCCGAUGGGCGUUUGGCUCUUUUGCUAUCAUCUUCCCUGCCUUUGGUUCCAUGAUUACGAUUAUGUUGUGGUGGAACCUCAGGAAGGCGUACAAGCUAGGCCAAGGACCGGAGUUGAAGCAGAGCGGCCGGUCUCUGAAGGAGUCAUUCUUCUUCUACUGCACAGAAUUUGAUGUCGUCGGCAUGUUCCUCAUCAUGUUCGGCUUCUCCUUAUUCCUGCUGCCGUUCAGCUUGGUCUCAUACACAGCCAAGAAGUGGGCUGCCGGCCACAUCAUUGCCAUGAUUAUCCUUGGAAUCUUCUGUCUCGUUGCCUUUGGUUUCUGGGAGAAGAAGUAUGCAACUACUCCUCUUGUUCCAUGGGUCAACCUCAAAGACCGGACUAUCCUAGGAUCGGCCGCCGUGGCUGGUGUCAUCGGGUUAAGUUUCAGCUCAUGGGAUUCUUUCUUCUCAUCGUACCUCCAGGUCGUGCACCGCCAGAGCAUUAGCCAGGCUGGUUUCAUCGGCAACAUCUACACGAUUGCUUCCUGCACUUGGGGACCCAUCGUAGGACUUCUCAUCCGCCAGACCAACCACUACAAGUGGAUCGCCUGCGCCGCCAUCCCCGUCGCCUGCCUCUCCACCGGCCUCCUCAUCCACUUCCGCACCCCCGACACCUACAUCGGCUACAUCAUCAUGUGCCAGAUCCUCAAGGCCGUAUCCGCCGGCACAAUCAUCAUCUGCGAGCAGCUCGCCGUCAUGUCCGUGGUCAAACACAACGAAGUCAGCGUAAUGCUGGCUCUCAUCGGCCUGGCCACCUCGGUCGGUCGGUCCAUCGGCCGCGCCAUCUCGGGUGCCAUCUGGACGAAUGAGUUCCUCAACUUCUUGAUCAAGUACCUUCCCGAGGACAAUAAGGCUGAUGCUGCUACGAUUUACGGGGACAUUAAGGUUCAGCUUUCGUAUGCUUGGGGAACUCCCGCUCGCGCUGGUAUUGUGCAUGCUUAUGGAGAUGUUCAGCGGCAUAUGGUUAUUUGCGGUGCGGCUUUCAUGCCUUUGGCGCUGGCUUGUGUGUUUUUGUGGAAGAAUGUCAAUGUUGCGAAGGUGCAACAAACCAAGGGCCAAGUCUUCUAG